Mauremys mutica (yellowpond turtle) is the source of this 948-nucleotide messenger RNA. RefSeq names its product olfactory receptor 52E4-like. Gene Ontology annotation, molecular function: olfactory receptor activity; G protein-coupled receptor activity. Gene Ontology annotation, biological process: G protein-coupled receptor signaling pathway. The record is from RefSeq and is a predicted model, not a curated record. Gene Ontology annotation, cellular component: membrane. The coding region runs from base 1 to 948 and encodes 315 amino acids. Lineage: Eukaryota; Metazoa; Chordata; Testudines; Geoemydidae. The transcript has a single exon.
AUGUCAGAUUCUAACAGAACCGACUUCACCAACCCCUCCACCUUCAUCCUACUUGGCAUUCCUGGCCUGGAGGCAGCCCAUGUCUGGAUCUCCAUUCCUCUCUGUGCUAUGUACGCCAUAGCCGUGUUGGGGAACUUCACCAUCCUGUUCAUCGUGAAGAAGGAGCCGAGCCUCCAUGAGCCCAUGUACUAUUUCCUCUGCAUGCUGGCUGUCAGCGACCUUGUCAUGUCCACAUCCACCGUACCCAAAAUGCUGAGCAUCUUCUGGUUCAAUUCCAGGGAGACCAGUUUCAGUGCCUGCCUCACCCAGAUGUACUUCAUUCACUCCUUCUCAAAGAUGGAGUCUGGAAUCCUUGUGGCCAUGGCUUUUGAUCGCUAUGUGGCCAUCUGCAAUCCUCUGAGAUAUUCCAUGAUCCUGAAAAACUCUGUUGUGGCCAAGAUAGGCCUGGCUGUGGUGCUGCGUAGUGGAAUAAUCACAUUACCCUAUCCCUUCCUGGCCAGGCAGUGGCCAUAUUGCAGAACCAACAUCAUCCCCCACUUCCAAUGUGGGCAUAUAGUCGUGGUGAAACUGGCCUGCGCUGACAUUAGCAUCAGUAGUUACUAUGGGUUGUUUAAUCUUAUCUCGGUGAGUGGAAUGGAUGCGGUUUUAAUCGCCCUGUCGUACACUCUGAUCCUCCGGGCCAUCUUCCGCCUCCCCACAAAGGAUGCCCGGCUCAAAAGUUUUCGUACCUGCAUCUCUCAUCUUUGUGCCAUCUCAGCUUUGUACAUCCCAGAUUUAGUCUCCUCUCUCAUUCAGCGGUUUGGCCAGAAUGUGCCACUUCAUUUCCACAUUCUUAUUACCAGUGUGUACCAGCUGGUGCCCCCCGUGCUGCACCCCAUCAUUUACGGGGUGAGGACCAAGCAGAUCCGGGGCAGGCUGAUCCAGCUCUUUUCUCAUAAGGACACCUAA